CCUCUCCUCUCCCCUCUCCAGUACCAUAACAGAUGGUGGGGAAAACAACACUACUGCGGGGGUGCACCACAACAAUAGACAGCAUCUAGCCCGAGAGAAACGGGGCGUCCGUCAUGUCCACUGUUUCCCGGGGAUCCGCGAGGCUGUGAGCUCUGUAGUGAUUUUAGACACGGGGUACCACCACGGCAGCCGAGGAACCUUCUCGCGACUGUCUGGGCUCUCCAUCGAACGGGAAAGAUGGCCGCCAUGAAAAUUUUAACCAGCACGGGGCUGUUCUUAGCGUUCUGUGCGUUGGGUUUGCUUGCCAUUGCGAUAUGCACCGACUAUUGGUACGAGACAGACGCACGGAGACAUCGGGAAAGGUGUAAAAACUACGCAAACAAGCGAAACGAUCCCGGUUACAUCUACAUCUCCAAUCACAACCUCCCUCUGCAAAUGCCUCCAAAUGGCAUAGAAUGGAAAGGUAACGGCCCUAGUGCUGAAGCGCUUCCUCUCGUCAGGGAAAAACGGCACUUUCUGGCCGCUGCCUCCGCGAUGGAGUCCCACUGCAGCCGCCAGUUCAACUCUACCAUCUCUGGGCUUUGGAGAAAGUGUCAUCGUGAAGGAUUCGACCUGGAGACAGAGGACCUCAUUUAUAAAGGGUUGAUACAGCGCUGCACCCCCGUCAAGUACCACUACUCCUCCUCCAUCCUCCCUCGUAAUCUCCCCAUCAACAUCACCAAGACCAUACGCCAGGAUGAAUGGCAUGCGCUCCACCUACGCAGGAUGACGGCAGGCUUCGUGGGCAUGGCCGUGUCCAUCAUCCUCUUUGGUUGGAUCAUCGGUGUGCUGGGAUGCUGUCAGCAGCAUGACCUCAUGCAGUAUGUAGCUGGACUACUGUUCCUCAUGGGAGGGACGUGCUGCAUCAUCUCUCUGUGCACGUGUGUGGCGGGCAUCAACUUCGAGCUGUCGCGCUACCCACGCUACAUGUACGGCCUCCCCGAGGACAUCAGCCAUGGCUACGGCUGGUCCAUGUUCUGCGCCUGGGGGGGUCUGGGCCUCACCCUGCUGGCCGGCUUCCUCUGUACCCUGGCCCCCUCCCUCAGCACCCCCUCACGCACCACCGUGCACAAGCCGCGGCAGGAGAAUGGAACCGUCUGACCGGGGGAACUGGCCCAGCCCACGGAACCCACAAGAAGAAGAAGAGGCCACCCCCCCCCCCCACCCUUAACAUUGUCUUUGCUACAUCACUACCAACACCAUUCCUCCCCCCCAAUCACCACCACCACCAUCCCACAACGUCCUCCUGUCCCCUCCAACUUGUUGAGCAGGGGUGGGAGAAAAGAAAUCAAGACAGAUCCCAACCCAUCUUCAUGUACCUUUGCUGAGGUAGUUGGAGGACCAUUGAAAGCACAGACACAUGAGGCUGGCUGGGGUACAGGCUCUUACAGCACAAUCCAGGCCACAUGUUUUUACAACCUUGGACUCCUGUAUUUACUGACUGUGUGGUGGCCUGAAGGUGACUGCUUUCUUUCAAGAGGAGUUGUCUUAAUAUGGUGCUCUCUUUUACACACACAACAAUGCACACACAAACAUCCACUCUCACACACACACACAAACACACACAUUCCAGAAGCUUCAAGAGAGGAGCAUUAUACUCAAGACAGAACAAAUAAUACAGAACAAACAAACAAACAAGACAACAGGACAGGAACUUCCUGUGAGCGUGUCUCGUGUAGUCAGGUGGUGUGUACGUGUUUGUUAUUGUUCACAAUGGAAAAAAAUAAAA
Osmerus eperlanus (European smelt) is the source of this 1768-nucleotide messenger RNA. It is a transcript of the gene tmem276b, whose product is annotated as transmembrane protein 276b. The record is from RefSeq and is a predicted model, not a curated record. The transcript is spliced from 4 exons. Gene Ontology annotation, cellular component: membrane. NCBI's taxonomy places the organism in Eukaryota, Metazoa, Chordata, Actinopteri, Osmeriformes, Osmeridae. The coding region runs from base 238 to 1140 and encodes 300 amino acids.